CUCACGACAGCGGCCAUGCCGCCAGGUUGCAUCCCCAUAGCAACUGCUUCCCGCUCGGCCCUCCCAGUGCCCUCAAGAGAAAUGGACGCCCAGGGAGAGGCGGCUUCGAUCACGUGCAAACCAAAUAUCGCGAGGGCGUUCGAUUCUCCUCGCGGUUCCCGAUCUUUUCGGUUCCCGGGCUGCGCGGUGGGAGAGGUCUCGCGAUACGUGUCUUGGAGAGAGGCGCAUCUCGCGGGAUCCACGAGAGUUCCGGGGGAAAGGCGGGUACCUCGGGGGCGGCGACGCGGGGAUAAGAUGGCGGACGAAGCGGAUAGCAACGGGGACGCUUCAGCCUUACCGGUGGGGAAGGAGGCAGUGGAUCGUAUGAUCAAAGAGAACAGCCACAUCUUCACAGAUGCCCAUUGUAAAGUGUGUAGUGCAGUGCUCAUCUCCGAGUCACAGAAGCUCGCUCAUUAUCAGAGUAAGAAACAUGCCAACAAAGUUCGUCGAUACAUGGCUAUCCAUGGUGAAGAGGAGGUCUGCUCAAGCAAGAAAAUAAAGCUGGAUACAAAGCAGGAGGGCAGCAGUGAAGAAGACAGGAACAAAUGCUGCCCCAUCUGUAAUAUGACCUUUUCGUCGCCUGUUGUGGCUAACUCCCAUUACCUAGGCAAGACCCAUGCCAAGAAUCUGAAGCUGAAGCAGCAACCUCCUAAAGCAGAAGGUACAGAGGAAUUGUCUCCUGGUGCUGUGCUGAAAAGUCCAGGAGCUGUACCUGCUCAGAAACAACCAGCUAAUCCGCCUCCCACUACUGUGCCCUCUAAUGAAGAGAACCAAAACACUUCUGACCCAGACAAAUUCUGCAGUCUCUGUCAUGCCACAUUCAACAAUCCCCUGAUGGCAAAACAACACUACGUGGGCAAGAAACACAAAAAGCAGGAGACCAAACUUAAGCUAAUGGCACACUAUGGGAGAAGCCCCGAUGAACCUGUGGCUUCAACAGCUGGGAAGGGAUAUCCAUGUGAAAGCUGUAACAUAGUACUGAACUCCAUAGAGCAGUACCAAGCUCACAUCAGCGGCUUCAAACACAAGAACCAUAUACCAGGAGGAAUACCUGUUACAGCACGGUACCAGAAGCAGCUGUACACACGAGAGGAGACAACGGGCCCUGAUGGCUACAGCUAUUUUAGCCAAGACCUCUAGAGAGGAAGCUCCUGCACUCUUUUUGGAUUGCCGGUGGCCCAAAAGUGAACAUCGCUUCUCAACCCACUACGGUUUUAUUGUUCCUCUGGCUGAAUGAAACCCUCCUAUCCUGCAGUGUACAAGUUUAGCUGAUUCAGAACUAAUUAUUGGCUAAAGGAUCUAGAAGGGACAGAUAUACUAGUUGGCAUUUGCAAAGACCUUUAGAAUAGUUUUCAUUGUGUAAUCUCUUGCUGUAACGGCUGAUGGGUGAGGUGGGAAGGAGUAGGAGUUGUGUCUGGCACAAGUAAGACUUGGCACCUACCAGUGUUCUAUCUCGAGCCCAUCCUUUCCCUCUGCCCGGAAGAAGCAGGCGGGAGUUCUACACCCACUACCAGCCAGAGAAGAGCAACUUUUGGAAGAAAGUUCAUAAUUCUUGGUUAUGGGGUGCUUGUUAAAUGUGAGAUGUGGAAUGGGCAUAAUGGACAGACUGAUGAUCUCCUCCUUGCCUAGAAAUGGGGUGUUGCAUCGCUGUGUUUGUCGUGCCCCUUUCUGAAUUAACUGGGUUUGUGUGCAGAGUUUCUUAGGUCACCAAUAUGCCAUUUGCAUCCUUUUUGUAGUUCUGCAGAUGUUGGUUCUGGAACAUCUGGUAAUCUGUUUAAUAAAAAGCUGUUUCUGUUAGUAGUAUGCAUAAUCUGCUUCAGAAAAGCAAGCAGAAGGAGUGCCUCCAGAAAACUGCACUUCUCCCUCGGUUCCUGGCAUACUUGUGGAAACUUGUGCUUUUGAGCCUCACUAUGUACAGCUUUCUGUUGUGUUAAAUGUUCAUCAGAAAUGUUUUUUUGGUAUGAUGGAAGGUUUGAAAAAAUGUCCUUUUUCAGAACCUUAAAGCUUUUUAAUUAAUUUGUACAAAGGUUUAGCAAGGGUGAAAGAAGAAGCAGCUAUGGUCUGACUUUGAGGCAAUUCUAAGCUGAAAAAUAGUGCUUUGCAUAGCAUUGUGGGCCUUCCACUUGUGAACUUUGCAAGUCCAAGAACUAGUUUCCAUCCAUGUGAAACCAUUUCUCAGAGACAAGACAUUCUUUCCGAUUGCUUCCUGAGACUCGGAAAACAACAUAGGUAGCAGCUGGGAAUGCUGCUUGAGGCAAACUGACUAUGCUUUGUUUGGACAGAGGUAAAAUUAGUUUGCGUUUUGGUCAUUUCCUUUUCCCUUGUAUGGAUAUAAGAUGGUAAGCUUGAAGUCUCCUAACAUCUGAGUUUGUUUCAAGUCUGCCAGAUGGCCUGUUUCCAAAACAAUCAGUUGAAAUGCUAAUCUUAUUUGUAAGAAAAAACCACUCACAUAAGCAUAAAGGCAAGAGAUGUGAGAUACUCCUCUCUUGCCUAGCCCAUCGUUAAACUGCUUUUCUACUCGUGUUCAAAACAGGAUGUGGCUCUUUUUUCCUUAGUGCUUCUCCCUUCCUACCUAAUUGCUUCAGUGUUAUUGAUCAAAAUGGACAUUCAUUAAAAUUGGACAGCUUGUACUCUUGAGUCUUGACUGACUACAGCUUUGGAGUCGUCCCUGCUUAUAAGUUUGUUUAGCCCAUGAGUCCCCAUAAUUAGCAGCAAAACAGUAUUCUAUGUAGACGGUUCAAUUCUGUGUCUCAUAGGGCCUCUCAUUCUUCAUUACAUUCCUGACCUCAUCUUCUGGGUGGCAGUUAUUUUUGGAACCUAGGUAUGGGAGAUGGACUAUCCUGUCCUCUACCUUAUCUGGUGGCUUUCAUUGUGAUUUUGCUCCCCUUUCCAUUCUGACUACAGGAGUGGGGCAGGGUAUUGACUGGAGACACACUCUUUCUCUCUUUUCUGAUAGCCUCUGUGCCUCCAUCUGCUGUAUUGCUCCGAUAGAAAUGAGUGAAUAUUGCUACCAGUAUUUACACUUAACAUGCAACUCCUCUUGGAUAUGUCUGUGUACUCAGUCUGUACCACCCUAGAACACUUAAGAGAGUCUUCGUCUGUGCUUUCCCAGCAGUAUUGUUAGUCAGGGUAAGGUUCACGUCAGACCACACCAGCGGUGCAUUUUCUUGCAUUCCCUCUUAUCUUCCCUACAAUGAUGAUUCAUUACCGCAUUCCAAGUAAGCAGUCUUUCUUACAAUAAAAAGCUUAUCUUUCUCUUUUCACCAAUGACAGGUUUUUGUGUAUGAGAUAUUCUCUACAUGUAGAACACAGGACAAGCAUAGAUGAUUAAUAUAUAUAUAUAUAUAUAUAUAUAUAUAUAUAUAUAUUGCCACUAUGUACUGGGGUGGAGUGAUGAGGCUAGGUGUCCUGGAUAUACAUCUCCCAUUUCCAACAGACUGAGCCGUGUUUGCCCUGUAAGUCCCUAAAAUUGCUUUAUUUCUUUAUUUAGCCUCAAUCAAACACAAUGACUAAGGGGGAGAUAUUGAAGUAAUCUUGUGCAUAAGGCUCUGCUCUUACAACAUGUGGUGAAAAGCUCUAUCUGCAUACAUGCACAUGCUACACAGCUUUUCUGUAAAUAAAUUGAUGGGACAAAUAAUGUAUCUUCUGACUUAAACAGUAGCUAUGUGUGCCUAACCCUUUAUUUUAAACUUCAUAUUUUUCCUGCAUUUGACUUUUCUGUUUUGGCGUUCUCCAGUGUCUUGUGCUGUACUUGGAUUUUAGUCUUUGACCUGCCCAAUGAACUUUCGCAGCCUAGAGUAGAGAUUUGAGCAAGAUGAUUGCCUCCAUGAAGAUCUAACCUUAUAAUUUGAUUUCUGUUGUAUAUUGCAUUCUGUUACAGUUGCUAAGAACAGAUAUUUUUGGCAAGUCCAAAGCUGAGUAAGUACUCUGUUACAUCAUUAACAUGAUGACUAUGCUGGCUCAGCCUGAUAUGGAAGCGUCAUGAUAAAUUCAUGAAUUUC
Podarcis muralis (Common wall lizard) is the source of this 4040-nucleotide messenger RNA. It is a transcript of the gene ZNF346, whose product is annotated as zinc finger protein 346. Gene Ontology annotation, molecular function: double-stranded RNA binding; zinc ion binding. The record is from RefSeq and is a predicted model, not a curated record. NCBI's taxonomy places the organism in Eukaryota, Metazoa, Chordata, Lepidosauria, Squamata, Lacertidae.